AUGGCAGAUCACGGGGAAAUAGCGUGGGGUCUCCAGCACCGUUCUGGCCGUGGACUGGGAGCGCGCGAGGGCCUGGCAGCACCUGCCAGGAGGCUCAGCAAAUGGAAACGCAAGGCCCUGAUGCGUCAAGCAGAGGAAGCUGGGGACGGGAAGGGUGCUCUGGCCCAAACAGCCCUCUCCCCCGUGCCAAUGAGAGGAGCUGCCUUGAGACGUUCCAUCCUGGUCAACCAGCUGCCUCGCAUCUUCAUGAAGGACCCUAAGCAGCUGAGAGACAGAGGCCAGGCCCCCGCUGCCUCCUUUGCGCUCCCGACGCCCUGCGCCUCCCUCGCGGGGCGGGCCCCCCGGCGGUCAGGCGAGCCGGCGAGAGGCCAAGCGGCGGGCGCUUCGGCCGGGACGCUGACCUGCGCCGCGGCUGUGCUUGCAGCGGUCACCAGAGUCCACUUGCUGGAGAUCAAGGCCGAUGCCCAAGUUCAGGCGUUUGCGGGCGAGCCGGUGACCCUCAACUGCUGGUUCAGGUCCUCCACUCCGGUCACAGAGAAGCUCACCGUGGACUGGACCUACCGGCCUCUUGCAGGGGGCAGCUUGGAGCCGGUCUUGCACUACCAGUCCGAUGCCUACCCAGCCAAGGGAGGCAGCUUCCGUGACCGAGUCUCCUGGGCUGGCAACGUGGCCAAGCAGGAUGCUUCCAUUAUGAUCUCCAACCCAACCCUGGAGGAUAAUGGGACGUUCACCUGUUCGGUGAAGAACCCCCCCGAUGUGCAGCACAACAUCCCCCAGACCCUGCUGACGGUCACCCAGAGAGGUGCCUCCUUCCAGCUGACGUCAUCUGGACUGCUCUCCAUCCUGAUCUUUCUCCCCUCUGCCAUCGUGGUGAUUCUGCUGCUGGUUCGGAUGAGUAAGAAAUCCGGGCUGAUGAAAGCAAGGAGGCGGCCUGUCUACAAGAAGUCCUCCAUUGAAGUCUCUGAAGAACCUGAGCAAGGUGGCUGCAGGAAGCAGCUGGCUGGCUUUUGUUUGCAGUGCCUGGACACUGAUGAGGAGGAACCAUACUGAUAGAAGGAUGAGGAUUCCCUUUUGUGGUGCCACCAGGAUCCAGCUUAGGAAUGACGGAAUGGAACUUUGCCCCCUGCGUAAAAGUGACAAGAGGGGCCUGGACUAAUAUGACCAGACUUCAUUCCAUUCUAGGAAUGAUCCUGAUCUGAUAUUUCCUCUCUGUUGGCUUUCUCUUGCCCUAUGAAUUAGCCUGGUGGAGGGUCUGUCACCACAGCCAGGCUCUUGGGAUUAUGCUUCUGCAGUUGGUUCAUGAAAUGGGGGCACAGUCCCAAGUUCCUCAUGGGUUUUUCUGUCCUGAGAAGCCACCCAUAUGGUUUGAGUUCACAGCAGGAAGGGAAGGUGGUGAGGGGCUAGCUUAGAGAUGUUGGGUAGAGCUCUUCGUGGUGCCACCUGGAGGCAGCAAAUGUUGGCUACUGCAGUUUGGCCAUUGUUUGAUGCAAACACAUGUGUACAGUGGUUGCAGGGACCUUCCCUAUGUUUCUGGGAGUGGGCCUCCCGUGGAAAGGGGGCCAAGUCUCUUACGCCUCCAGCUGGUCUUUUAGCUUCUGAUUGGUAUGAAUGAACUCAUGCAAGCUGAGCACUGUGGCCUUAACAUGGCAGCACGUAUGACAUGCUGAAGCUAAGUUUUUAGGCUGUUCCCAACUCUCAUAUUUGGGAAUGCUGGUCUGAGAGCCUUCACCUGCAGAUCCCACCCUCCCUUUCUUUACUUCCUUGGUGGGCUUUCCUUUGGAGAAAGCCCGUCCUUCUGCAACCAAUAAAUGGCUUGUACCAGC
This is a messenger RNA of Python bivittatus (Burmese python), 1823 nucleotides long. NCBI's taxonomy places the organism in Eukaryota, Metazoa, Chordata, Lepidosauria, Squamata, Pythonidae. The record is from RefSeq and is a predicted model, not a curated record.